AUGAAAAAAAAGGAGAGUCCGUUCUUUGGCUUAGAUAAUCCUGUCUAUAGUUAAAACAUCUCGUCUCCUCGAUUUGAGGAACUAUUACCAAUUUACUCUAAUGAUAAUGCAAUUGAUUAACCAUUAGAGGAAGCAUUAAAAGAUAAGAGAAAUAUUUUUGAGAGAAAUAAUUUUGGGGCUAUGAAAGAUGGGCAUAAGGAAGAAAGUUCUGAAGAUGAUCUUUAUUUGAGUAGCGUCAGGUAAAUUAUUGAUUGGAUCAUAUAAGUGAUAACAGAUAUGAUUAAGAAUCUGCAAGAUCAAGAACGAAUUCCUUAAUUCGACAAUAGAGAAGUCUUAGUAUUUAGAAAAAUCAAUAGAUAAAUUAAAACUCAUUGAAAAAAGUGAAUACUGGUUUAAUAAUUGAUUCCACAUUCAAUUUAUAAGUUUAAGGAGUAAAGUCAAGCUCCAAAAUUGAUAAAUACUAAAGUUUUGUAUAAUAAUUUGAAUUGGAAGAAGACAAAAUAAGAAAAAAUAAGGAAUUAAUACAGCAAAAGAGUAAUCAAACUAAUGAGCUAUCAUCUAAAAGAAAUAGUGGAAUAAAUAAAGGCAAAAUUGGGUAAAUAUUAAUCUGAUUUAAAGAUUAAAUGGUAUAUGGGCAGUGAAAGGAUUUAUUAUAAUACGACUAGUAUCAAGAUUUAUCCAAUAACUAAAGACAAAAACUGAAACAAUAAAGUUUAGACUAUUAACAAGGAAAAUAUUUUCUGUUAUUGGAGAUGUGUCUAGUAAUUUUGAAUUUAUCUUAAUUUCUCGUUAAAUUAAGUAAUAACCUAGUCUAGUAUUAAAAUAUAAUUUAUUAGUUUUUAAUUUUGAAAUAUAAUUUUCAGAAAAGAGCGACGAGACUACUACAUUACUUAGAAAAUUGUUAAGAUUUCUUAAGCAGAAAUAUAAUAGUAAUAAGACCAGAUAGUAAAUUUAAAAUUAUUUGGGAUAUAUUAUUAUUACUCUUUAUAGUGAUGAAUAUAUUUUACAUUCCCAUAAAUAUCAGUUUCAAUAUUUCUACUUAAGGUGUAUUUGAAUACUUAUUUGAUUUAUUACCAUCAUGGAUUUUUGUAGCUGAAAUAAUUAUUAAUUUUAAUACUGCCUAUUAUGAUAAGGGAUUGAUGCAUGAAGAUAGAAAGUCAAUUGUGAAACAUUAUUUAAAAGACAAUUUUUUUUGGGAUUUAAUUGUAGUAAUACCAUUUUUAAUGUCAAAUAUGAAUAUACCAUUCGUUAGAUAUACCUUAUUAUUUAGAUUAACAAGGUUAGCACCAUUGAUGGAAAGUAUUGAAGAAAUGUUGAAUUUGGAAGUAAUAAUUAAUAAAUAUGAUUAGGAAAAUAUACAAAUUGUUGUUGAUCUUUUAAAACUUAUCUUUUUUCUUGUUUUGACAGGUCACUUUUGUGGAUGUGCAUGGCAUUUUGUUGCUUUAACAGAAUAUGAAUCAUUUGGAAUAACAGACAAUUGGCUUACUCAUUAUGACAGAUAGGCUUUUGAUUAUCAUUGGUUUGACAGAUAUAUCAUAUCACUUUAUUGGAGUGUAAUCACAACAGUUACAGUUGGUUAUGGUGAUAUUGUACCUGUUACAACAUUUGAAAGGAUAUUUGUAAUUAUUGUAACGUUAUUGCUUUGUGGAGUAUUUGGUUAUUGUAUAUCAAAUAUUGGCAAUAUAUUUAAAUAGAUGUCUGAUAAAAAGACUACUUAUAAGUUUAAAUUACGUCAAAUUCAUUAACAUAUUAGAAAGAGAGGUCUUAAUCUAAAUCUGUCAUUAAAAGUAAUGGUUUCUUUAAUAUUUUAGGUCAAGAAGUAUUUUGAAUAUUUUUUCCAAUUAGAACAAGAAGAAGAUAGUCAUGCAGAAAUAUUUAUCAGUCAAUUAACUAAACAUUUAAGAGAAGAGGUGUUAACUGAUUUAUAUUGCAAUACCCUUAAAAAAUCAAGAUUCCUUAGAGAAAAUUUUAAAGAACUUACAAUCAAUAAUCUUUGUUAAUUCGUUAAAGAGAAGAAAGUGUUGCCAGAAGAAGUUUUGUAUUCUCGAUUCGAACAACCUACGAAAGUUUGGUUUGUAUUAUCAGGAGCCUUGGAAUUUGUUGCAGAUCAUAAAAGUAUAUGAAAUAUAUGAAUUUUAAUAGAUGAAAAUGAUUAUUAUGAAGCUACUGAAACUUUUCUCAAGAAGGUCAGUUCUGGGUAAUGUAUAUAAUCUAAUUUUAGAGCAGUAUUAGGAGAGAGAGAGUUCAUAACACAAUAGCCAUAUGAAUAUAAAGUAAGAGCUUUAAAAUUUACAUAAAUGGCAUAUAUUGAGUAUUUAUUUAUUAAAAGUUUUAAAAGUUAUGAGGAUUUUAUUAAUGUUAUUAGUGAGAAUGAUUCAGAAUAUGAAAUAUUUUGUAUGAAAAGAGAUAGAUUAUUAUUUAAUCCUUAGUAUAAAGGAUCUGGAAAUGUGUGUGAAAUUUGUGAAUGGACUCAUAAUUUCAUUUAGUAAUUAUCUUCAAUUAAUAUAAAUAGAUGUCCAUUUGUAUUCUUGUAACCAAAUAUAAAUAAAAUAUCCAGUAGUUUCACUGCUGUUAGAUUAAAUAAUAGAAUUAAGUUUCCAUAUAGACAUACAAUGAAAUCAAGAACUAGAGAGAGUUUAAAUGAUGUAUAAGAAGGAGCAUUAAAGAUAAUAGUAGGCAAUUUAACUGAAUAGUAAAUGAAUUAAAUUAUAAUAGAGAAUAUACAGAUGAUUAUUUAGUAUCUUUAGGAUUUUAAUUAACUUAAAAUUUGGAAAUAGAUUCUUAAAGUGGAGAUGAAGUAUCUAAAAAUUUAAAUGAUUCUCAAUCUCCUACAACUAGUGAAAAGUAAAAGGCAUUUUAAAAGAAAAGUGCAAAAACAAUGGCUGGAGGUAUUACUAUGGAUUUGAAAGAUAUAAAAGAAAGUCAUGAUUUGAAAAAAAGCAUUAUUAAUUUUUAAAGAAUUCAAUUUGGUAAGGAAAAAUAAAAAGUGUUAUAAUUACAUAAAAAGGAAUAAUAAGAAAAGGGAAUUGAAGUAUUAGAAUAAUCAUAAAUACUUGUACUUCCAAAUACAACAACAAAUAAUAAAUUCUAUUAAAAAUAACUUUAAAAUACUCCUCGUAGAUCAUCUAAUUUUGAAGAAUUAGGUAGUUUAAAAUAAUCUCAAAAAUUAGGAAAUGUUGCUAAUCCAUUAGAUUAAGACUAAAAUAAAUGUUUUAUGAAAUAACUUAGCAAAAAUAGUGAGGCAAGUGAAAUGUAAGAAUCUUUAAUAAGAAAAUAAAUAGAGAUUUAAGAAAGGAGAGUAUAAAUUGGAGGAGAAUAGAGAAGAAAGAAAAGAAAAACUACUAUUUAAUUAGGAUAGAAAGCUUAACGUAGAUCUUAUUAAAAUUAAUAAACUAAUUUAAGUCCAGGUUUAUAAUAAUAAUUAUAAAAAUAAUAAUUGGUUGUAACUUUGGAUCAGAAAUUAAAAAGAUAAAGUAUUGGAGAAUCUAAGAAAUAAAUGUAAACAAAUCAAAUAACAAGUGUUGGUUAAAUUGAAUUUACAGGUGAAUUAGUUGAAAAUACAUAAGGUGAUUCAUUGUAAUAGAAGAUUUUAGAUAUUGUUCAUUCUAAUGAAAAUUUUUAAGUUGAUUGUUGUAAACCUACUAUUAUGUAUUUUCCUGAGUUUAAUAUAGAGGCAAUUCUAAAGAAAAUCGAUUAUUAUUAUUUAUAUGUGAAAGGUGUUGAAAAGAAAAUGUAUAAGAGAAGCAAAUCUAAUAGAAAUUUAUUUGAAAGAAUUAAACCAUCAAAAAAUGCUACUAUUAAAAGUUUUUUAAAUAAUUCUAGAUCAUAAUAGGAUGUAUGA
Paramecium primaurelia is the source of this 3841-nucleotide messenger RNA. The record is from the annotation of a GenBank genome assembly. NCBI's taxonomy places the organism in Eukaryota, Ciliophora, Oligohymenophorea, Peniculida, Parameciidae.